UUCAGCACAAACAGCACAGAUCUGCCGGACUCACAGCUGGACCAACGAGGCAGACUGGAAUCAGACCAGCAGCAGAAAGAUGAUGAAAGAACCUGUAGAAGAACCACCAACUAAAGCAGCUUCUACAGCAGAAGAGGAGCUUGCCAGGGUGCGGUCAGCUUUUGUUUGGAGGGUGUCAACAGAAAUCCUUAAACAGCUCCUUGAGGCCCUUGUAAGUGACGGUGUCUUAAAUGAAUUGGAGAAAGAAUCAAUACUGGAAGGGAACCCAGUCAGAGCAGAUAAGGCACGUUGCUUCAUUGAUACAGUGAGGAAGAAAGGGGACAAAGCCAGCAGGAUAAUGGUCAGACAUCUUCAGACUAUAGAUCUCUCCCUUUUCUCUCAGCUGCGUUUAUACUCUGAUCCAUCUGCUCAAAAAGAGGCUCUUCAAAGUUGUCAGCCUCUGCUUAAAUCUAAGUUGAAGAAGAAGUUCCAGUGUGUGUUUGAGGGGAUUGCUAAAGCAGGAAACCCAACCCUUCUGAAUAAGAUCUACACAAAGCUCUACAUCACAGAGGGAGGGACUGCAGAGAUCAAUGAUGAACAUGAGGUCAGACAGAUUGAAACUGCAUCCAGGAAAUCAGAUAGACCAGAAACCAGAGUCAGACAAGAAGACAUGUUUAAAGAUUCACCUGGAAGAGAUGAACCAAUCAGAACAGUGCUGACAAAUGGAGUGGCUGGCAUUGGGAAAACAGUUUUAACUCAGAAGUUCACUCUGGACUGGUGUCUGACUUCAGGAAGUCUCUCCACGGAGAAACUUUCUCCUGCUCAGUGGUCAGCUCUGGUCUUCAUUUUACUGUCAUCAGAAAAAGAUCUGGAUGUGUUUGACCUGAAGAAAUACUCUGCUUCAGAGGAGGCUUUUCUAAAACUCCUACCGGUGAUCAAAGCCUCCAACAAAGCUUUGCUGAGCAUCUGUGAACUUUCAGAGAGAAGCUGUAGAGCUCUGUCCUCAGUUCUCACCUCCCAGUCCUCGAGCCUGAGAGAGCUGGACCUGAGUAACAAUAGCUUGGAGGAUUCCGGAGUGAAGCUUCUGUCUGAAGCAAUGGAGAGUCCACAUUGUAAACUGAGAACUCUGAGACUGAGUCUUUUUAACCUCUCAUUGAGAAGCUCUGACAGUCUUUCUGCUGGACUGCAAAAUCUGAACUGCAAGCUGACUAGUCUGAGACUGAGCGCCUGUAACCUCUCAGAGAGAAGCUAUGAAGCUCUGUCCUCGUUUCUUAGCUCCCGGUCCUCUAGUCUGAGAGAGCUGGACCUGAGUAACAACAACGUGCAUGAUUCAGGCGUGAAGCUUCUGUCUGGCGCAGUGGAGACUCCACAAUGUAGACUUAAAACUCUCAGUCUGUCAGGCUGUUUGGUCACAGCAGACGGCUGUACUUUUCUGGCCUCAGCUCUGAGCUCCAACCCCUCCCAUCUGAAAGAGCUAGACCUGAGCUACAAUCAUCCAGGAGACUCAGGAAUAAAGCUGCUGUCGUCUGGACUGAAGAAUCCACGCUGGAGACUCAAGACUCUCAGGGUGGAGCCUGCUGGAGUCCCAUGGUUAAAACCAGGUCUGAGGAAGUGUAAGUGUGUUUUUAAUGUGAUUUAUAAAAACAAAGCAGCACACAUCCAACCAUCUUUUGUCAGGGUGCCUGGGUUGUUGACCCAGUGUUUUCAGUUAAGCUUCGUCACCAUUGAGUUUUCUAUUCCCGUCCCCUCUUCUCUCUCACCACACCACACCAUGAUGCUGACAGAAUGA
This is a messenger RNA of Oreochromis aureus, 1768 nucleotides long. Its product is annotated as NACHT, LRR and PYD domains-containing protein 12-like. NCBI's taxonomy places the organism in Eukaryota, Metazoa, Chordata, Actinopteri, Cichliformes, Cichlidae. The coding region runs from base 80 to 1768 and encodes 562 amino acids. Gene Ontology annotation, molecular function: protein binding. The transcript is spliced from 11 exons. Gene Ontology annotation, biological process: regulation of apoptotic process. The record is from RefSeq and is a predicted model, not a curated record.